Gadus macrocephalus (Pacific cod) is the source of this 3658-nucleotide messenger RNA. It is a transcript of the gene tub, whose product is annotated as TUB bipartite transcription factor. The record is from RefSeq and is a predicted model, not a curated record. NCBI's taxonomy places the organism in Eukaryota, Metazoa, Chordata, Actinopteri, Gadiformes, Gadidae. Gene Ontology annotation, cellular component: cilium. Gene Ontology annotation, biological process: protein localization to cilium. The transcript is spliced from 12 exons. The coding region runs from base 700 to 2181 and encodes 493 amino acids.
GCCGAUUUAAAGGAGAAGAGAAGGCAGAGGGAGAGGAGGAGAGAGAAAGACGGUGAGAGACGAGGGAGGGAGAUUCGGAUACACAGCGUACGGAGCGAACGCCCGGGGACAACGGCGCAGAAGUGGAGCGGGAGAGAGAGAGAGAGAGAGAGAGAGAGAGAGAGAGAGAGAGAGAGAGAGAGAGAGAGAGAGAGAGAGAGAGAGAGAGAGAGAGAGAGAGAGAGAGAGAGAGAGAGAGAGAGAGAGAGAGAGAGAGAGAGAGAGAGAGAGGGAGAGGGAGAGGGAGAGGGAGAGGGAGAGGGAGAGGGAGAGGGAGAGGGAGAGGGAGAGGGAGAGGGAGAGGGAGAGAGGCAGGCAGCAAGCGAAAGGCAGGCAGUGUGGUGUUUUUUUGUGUUGUUGCACCGUGCGGGUCUGAGGAGCGCGUCUGUCGUUCGUCAUCCCCAGCUUCCAGAGCAAGGUGCUGGUGGCCCGGGCUGGCCUGUUCUACCUUCAGGGGACAUUCUCGGGGAGGCUCAGCGAGGCUGGGGCUUGGGGGAGCAUGGAGAGGGGCUGUGGGCAGCAGAGGAUGAACAGGCUAUGAUGGCUAUCUCGCUCUGAUCACCGACAGCCAAGCAAACCUACAGCCACUCGUGCUGUUGCCAUCGCAGGCCAUUUGCCUUGCAGCGAGAAGGCGCUAGCAGUAGGCGCGAGAAACUCGGGAUGAGCUCCAAACACUCCUCUGACUGGAUUCCCUACAGCACUCUAGAUGAUGAAGGGAGUAACCUCCGACAGCAAAAACUGGACAGACAGCGAGCUCUUCUGGAGCAGAAGCAGAAGAAGAAAAGGCAGGAACCUCUGAUGGUGCAAUCCAACGUGGACGCCCGAUCCCGCGCACGCCGGACCAAGCAGAGCGAAGAGCAGGCCCCCCUGGUGGAGUCCUUCCUCACCAGCAACAACAGCACCGUCUACCACGUACAAGAAGCCGAUCAGGAGGAGAAGGCGAUCGCGGACCCCCAGCUUCCACCACCGCCCCGCUCGGCUAAGAAGGGACGGGGGUCGGCGGGCUCCACACCACAGACCGGCAGCACCAAGAAGGAGAGGAAGGGCAAACACAAAGCAGGAAGUGAUGACGAUGGUCAGGUGCAGAUCCUUACUGUGGGCCACUCGUCCAAUGAGGAGGGAGAAGGGGAGUGUGCCAUGAGCUGCACACACUCCCAAAGCAAGCAGGACCUGCGGGUCACUAUGCUGAAGAAAGGUAUUUCGAGUAGCAUGAAUUUCGACGAGGAAGACGAUGAUGAUGACGAAGUGAGCUCCAGUUCGUCCCAGCUCAACAGCAACACACGGCCGGGCUCUGCCACCAGCAAGAAAUCCUGCAAGGAGGCAGCGUCCGUUUCCACCCCCCCGGCCGGCGAACCCUGCGUGGACGUGGAUGACCUUGAGGAGUUCUCCCUGCGCCCAGCCCCCCAGGGUGUGAGAGUGAAGUGCCGCAUCACCAGGGAUAAGAAGGGGAUGGACAGAGGCAUGUACCCCACCUACUACCUCCACCUAGAGAGGGAGGACGGCAAGAGGGUGUUCCUGUUAGCCGGCAGGAAGAGAAAAAAGAGUAAAACAUCUAAUUACCUAAUUUCCAUCGACCCCACGGAUCUGUCUCGAGGGGGAGAAAGCUUCAUCGGCAAGCUGAGGUCCAACCUCAUGGGGACCAAGUUCACUGUUUACGACAGCGGUCUGAACCCUGGCAAGAGCACAACAAGCUUGGAAGCCACCAACCUGCGGCAGGAGCUGGCUGCCAUCUGCUAUGAAACCAAUGUCCUAGGAUUCAAAGGACCACGCAAGAUGAGUGUCAUCAUUCCUGGAAUGAACAUGGAUCAUGAGAGGGUCUCAAUUCGUCCACGAAACGACCAUGAGUCCUUGCUGGCCCGCUGGCAGAACAAAAGCACGGAGAGCGUGAUCGAGCUGCACAACAAGACUCCUGUGUGGAACGACGACACCCAGUCCUACGUGCUCAACUUCCACGGGAGAGUCACGCAGGCGUCUGUCAAGAAUUUCCAGAUCAUCCACGACAACGACCCUGACUACAUCGUGAUGCAGUUUGGCCGUGUAGCAGAGGAUAUCUUCACCAUGGACUAUAACUACCCGAUGUGUGCCCUGCAAGCCUUUGCCAUUGCUCUCUCCAGCUUCGACAGCAAGUUGGCCUGUGAGUAGCAGCAUCCACAUCCAGCUUCCUACUCCUGAAGGACUUGAAGAUUAUCAAGAGCGAGCCCAUCAUGCUCUCGCUCGUUCUGCAGUUUCUGCCCCCUUGUGGUUGGUCUGAGAUGUGCGCUGAAAAAAAACAACGAAUUAUGGCAUAUAUAUAUAGAGUGCCGUUUGUGGCUCAGCGUCUGAAAGGAUUUUGGUAGGUAAAACGGAACAAGCACAACGAGUAAUCCACUAUCAAUGUUUUUUCUAACCACAUCUUUGUGAUUUUUUUUUCUUGUUUCCUUUCGCUCUAUGUGUAACAUACAAUGUGAAUUAUAGCACUAACCGCUCCCCUUCUCUUCAGUUUCAUGGAAUUAAAGGGAUGUAUCUAAUCGUUAGGUAGGCUGCUGCUGUCGAAAAAAGGAGAAAGGUUCAAACAGUUCCUCAAGCAUGAAUAUUGCUCAUACAGUCCUUGAGUUACAAAUAACUUGUAAAAAAAUAACAUGCACGUCAGAUAUUUAGUAUUUAUGUUCAGUACAAGUUUUAUUUAUGUCCGUCUUCUUUUCACCUCAAUAGAUAGUUUGGUGGAUCUGUAAAAACGAAUACGUCUCCGCACUAAAGUACUUUUGGUACAUGAAUAGAGCAAAAUCAUUUUCAGUAAAAGGAAAAAUGCCUUUGCUGUAAUGGAUCAAAAUCCAUGACAAACACUUUCUAGGUAAGAUUCACUUAUGAAGUCUUACUUACUUGGUCCUAAGAAAUAAGAAUACUAUUAAUUAGAUUAACAAUUAAAAACACAGAUUUGUUUUAGAAAAGACAUACAAUAUAUUUUGUAUAAGUGAUCAGGGUUGUCAUAUUCUGAUAUCAUACAAAGAUUUUAUUGAAGAACUCUUGAUUUAUAAAUGAAUGGGAUGUAUGGAUUAAAUGAUUAGUGGAUGAUUAGCAAAGCAAGUUGAAUGAUGACAGAUAUUAACUAAAAUCCUUGUAUCAAAACAUUUGGCUUCCAAGUUUCCCGGUUGAAAAGUAAGCAAAUGUUGUCUUUCACAAAGAUAAGCAAGUAAAAUUCAUUCCACCAUGUUAAUGUUGUAUACCAUUUGAACUAGGAAGUUAGUCUCCCUUUUGCUUCAAUACAUGUUGGUUCCCUGAAGGAUGAUGAACCCAGCCCCUCUCCCUCACUCCCAUCUCUCUCACUUCCCUCUCCGUCACUUCCCUCUCCAUCACUCCCCUCUCCCUAACUCACCCCUUGCACUGUUCCACAGAACUUGUGUAAAAUACUGUGUCCCCCGAUUGCUGUCUUAGAAUGUACUGUGUUGAAUGAAAGGUGCACUUUACCUUAAAGUCUAUGGCAGAUGAGAUAUAGCUGUGCAAACAUUAUUGUGCCUUCGACGACUAAUGAGCUGAGCUUUAAGUGAGCAAAUGGCCGUGUAGCCAGACUUAAAAAAAAAAAAAAAAGCACUCUUGUUAGGUGUUAAAUCAGUGAAUUAAAUCUUCUAAUGCACAAUACUAA